UGCCGCUAACAGGAUCGCUGGGUGCUGCUGCUGCUUCCGCAUCGUUUCGACGACGCCGUGAGUAUCAACAUUAAAUAUGUGUGCCGAUUCAUCUUUCAUGAGUGUACUAGUAGGGUAAAGUCCACAGAUACCCCGUUACUCAUUAUUAACUUGCUGAGUGACUGAGAGAAUCCGUUUGAAUACAACUGGCCGUAUUAAUCCUUUUAAAUCUUUAAUAAAGCAGUUGUUUUAUUGUUGUUUUCAGAGCGAUUAAACCUGAAGUUUAUCAGACACAAUGAGGGAAGCUUGAUCUGUUCGUCUAAAUCUGUCUGAAGUCUAUUUAUGGUGGACUGCUCUUGAAGCUGAGUGCAGGCGCUUUGGCUCGAAAUUACAAUUAAAUGUUUGCUUUUCAGUUGCCAUUUGGUUAAUUGUCCUCUCUAGAUAAGUUAUGUGCGGGUGGUCCUGCCAGGCGGAGUCUUUCAGCACUGUACAGCUCAGGACUUCAUGCACGGAUACCCUUUCUUUCUUCCCUGCAUGUAGAGAGGUGUCAGGGUGUCCUGUGCUGAAAGCUGCUGGGAACUAGAUGCUGCACUUCAGUGUCUUCAAGCGGCUGUCAUCAGUGAACUUGUCAGACUGGAAAUUCAAAUGCAGUCUCCGACCUACUAGCACAAUGACACAUACAAUUAAUGCAGAUGACAUGCAACAUAGUCUUUCUCUCAGCUCCAAAAAACAACUGCAGGAGCAAUUGCAUUCUGAACAGCAAGAAGUUGAUGCCAUUAUUCAGCCGCUGCUGGAGACUGAGGCUGGAUUCGUAAAGAACCUGGAUCGCUACGUCACUCACAGAGGCGCACUGGACCUGAGGAAACGUAAACUGCUCCAUAAGCGCUGGACACAGAGUGUGUGGCAGCCGGUACAGCAGAGCAUUGAGCAACAUUUUACACACCACGGCUACACGGAGACACAGAAGAUGAGCUGCAUGCAUGCACACUACAUCAACUACUGCAAUGCUAAGGGUUUUGUGUUUCUAGAGAGUUAUGAUCCUCUGGAGUACAACCCCUUCCUCCACCAUUUCAACACACCACAUUAUCGCAAAAUUUCCACCCCACCUUUGGAGGAUCCCCUGUCUCUUCAGUCACGAGCCAGGAUUAAGGAAAAGACAGCAAUACUUCGCUGCCAAACAGGUCAUGCAUAUCGUCGUCAACAAGUGGAGGAACUUCUUCAGAGUCCACCUGUUUCCCAGCAGAGCUGCAAACAGUCACGGGUCAAAGCCUCCCGAAACACUGCCUCAGAGAGACUUUGGGAGAACCGCGGUCUGUUUAAAUCAAGGAGUACAUGCGCUCCAUAUUGGGCUUUGGCAGAGGAACGGUGCUUUCUCCCUCAGUGCUGGUCCUGUUGCUGAUGACAUCAUUCAUUAACUAUUUAUUGAUAUGAGUUUGUAUGUACACACACAGGUCUUCCUCUAUUGAGAAUGGUGCUUAUUAACAUUAAAGUAUAAUAAAUGA
Messenger RNA from Puntigrus tetrazona (Sumatra barb), 1481 nucleotides. RefSeq names its product family with sequence similarity 228 member A (gene fam228a). NCBI's taxonomy places the organism in Eukaryota, Metazoa, Chordata, Actinopteri, Cypriniformes, Cyprinidae. The transcript is spliced from 8 exons. The coding region runs from base 563 to 1378 and encodes 271 amino acids. The record is from RefSeq and is a predicted model, not a curated record.